AGCAAUACUAACGUAAAUCCAAUGGUGCGUCGAAGCUCCGGCUUUGUGAGCAAACAGCCACACUCCAAGUCGAGAGGCGGAUGCUUAACGUGUAAAAGGAAGAAAGUCAAGUGCGAUGAGGCGCGGCCAAAAUGUCGUUACUGCAACCAGAGAAAGUUUGAUUGCGAAUAUGUUCAUAAAUCUUCAUCGAAAACACCGGAGUCUUUAUCCAGUCACGAGGCUUCACCACAACCUCCGAGUAACGAGGUUGAUUUCUGUAUCUCUUCCUCUCAAUCCCUCAUUCCUCCAUCAAAUACAUCGAUAGGUAUCUUUACCUCACUCGACCACUACCUAAUGCAAUACUAUGAAACCUACGUCUGGCAACGCUUCGUAAUGUGGGAUGACCCGGUAGUCAAGAGCCUACACAAAGAUGUUGUUCCAAAAAUGGGUAUCUCGCAUACCUUCCUACUCUACUCGCUGCUGAGUAUUGCAGCCACACAGAGCAAUAUCCAAACUCCAAGUAAACAAGUAGAGAAGCAAGCCCUAGUGUACAGACAAAAAACCUUCGAGUCCUACAAAACCGCACUCCAACGCAUCACUCCGGAGAACUACGAAGCCGUGCUCGCAACAGGAACAUUUUUGCUUUCCCUAGUCCUGCCAUUGGCCUCUUACACAGACGACGAGUACCUGGACUGGAUAUUCUCGCUACUGAAACUCAGUGAGGGCCUGCGCGUUCUAGCCUCUCUCCGCUGGGACCAUGGUAUAGAGAAGUUAUCUGUGUAUCCACUGGUGCGAAGAGAGUCACGUAUACUGCCUCCACCACCUAUCAUUAACCCAGUUACUCAUGUACCCACUGAUCCCUUGGGCGCCACACCCAUGACUCCUAAUCCACCAUCAACAUAUACAUCCUCUCACCUUGCGGAUCAGAAUGGUCUCUUCCUGCCACCCCUUCUCACAUCACUCUUUGAAAGCACCAUGUCUUUACAAAAUGAGUCUGGGUCACAUGUCGCUACGCUUCUGUCGGCAUUCCAAGCUCUAUCUCCAAUUUUUCUCUCGCUGUAUUACUAUCAUCUCACCGAAGACUUCAGCAUUCGCAUAUCCGUCUUUCCAUCCUUCCUCACGCCAGACUUCCUUCAUCUCGUGCGGCAACGCGAACCCCGCGCUCUAGUGCUUAUAGCGUGGUGGUUUGCGCUUGCGGAUUUGGUGCCGCAGGGAUGGUGGGUUGGUGAGACGGUAAGGAGGGUUGUUGCAGCUAUUAGUCGUGAGGUUGAGCGUGGAGAUGACGAGAUGGCUAAGACGGCGGUUCGUGGCGCGGAGAGGAUUGUGCAAGUUUUUGAAUCCGAGGGUAACGAGGAGGCGGCAAAGAGUGUGUUUGAAGGGUGGAGAGGGAUGAGGUGGGAGGUGGGACCGAUGGAUUUGGCGGCGUGGGAGACUGCACGGUUGAUGCAUCUGGAGAGUCGGUUUCAUGAUAUAACAGUAUAGGAGGUAACAAAAAAGUAAGGAAAUAUACGGCUUUCGCUUGAGU
Molecule: messenger RNA, 1504 nt
Organism: Bipolaris sorokiniana ND90Pr
Lineage: Eukaryota; Fungi; Ascomycota; Dothideomycetes; Pleosporales; Pleosporaceae
Exons: 2
Coding region: 22-1461 (479 amino acids)
Biological process (GO): regulation of transcription by RNA polymerase II
Molecular function (GO): zinc ion binding; DNA-binding transcription factor activity, RNA polymerase II-specific
Source: RefSeq, a predicted model, not a curated record